This is a messenger RNA of Peromyscus leucopus (white-footed mouse), 3934 nucleotides long. Its product is annotated as zinc finger protein 420-like. Gene Ontology annotation, molecular function: DNA-binding transcription factor activity; RNA polymerase II cis-regulatory region sequence-specific DNA binding. The record is from RefSeq and is a predicted model, not a curated record. Lineage: Eukaryota; Metazoa; Chordata; Mammalia; Rodentia; Cricetidae. Gene Ontology annotation, biological process: regulation of transcription by RNA polymerase II.
GGCUUUUGAUCUACACACAUGAGUCUCCCUCAAAGUUUGGCAAAAGUCCUGCCCUGCUCUACAGUCCUGUUGCGUCUCUGACAUGGAGGAAAUGCUGUCAUUCUGGGAUGUGGCCAUUGAUUUCUCUCCAGAAGAGUGGGAAUGCCUGGAGCCUGCUCAGUGGAAUUUGUACAGGGAUGUGAUGUUGGAGAAUUACAGCAACCUUGUGUUCCUUGGUCUUGCUGUCUCUAAGCCAUGCCUGGUGACAUUUCUGGAGCAAAGGCAAGGGCCUUGGGAUGUGAAGAUACAGGCCUCUGGCACCAUGCACCCAGGAAGAACACCCAGUGAUUGUAACAAUUACAUCAAGGUCAUUGAUUGUAAAUCACUUCUUAUUCAACGCCAGAAAAUUCAUACAGAGGAGAAACCUUACAAGUGUGAGGAAUGUGGUAAGGCCCUUAGUUCUCACAAAACACUUUCUAUACACCAGAGACUUCAUACUGGAGACAAACCCUACACGUGUAAAGAAUGUCAUAAGACCUUUAAUACUCGUGCAUCACUUUUUAUACACCAGAAAAAUCAUACUGAUGAGAAAACCAACAAGUGUGAAGAAUGUGGCAAAUCAUUUCAUUAUUUUUCAAUGCUGAAGCAACAUCAAAGAAUUCAUUCUGGAGAGAAACCCUACAAGUGUGAAGAAUGUGGAAAGGCACUUAGUUCUCAAAAAACCCUAUCUAUACACCAGAGACUUCAUACUGGAAACAAACCCUAUAUGUGUUCAGAAUGUCAUAAGACCUUUAAUACUCGCUCAUCACUUUUUAUACACCAGAAAAAUCAUACUGAUGAAAAACCCUACAAGUGUGAAGAAUGUGGCAAAUCCUUUUGCUAUCCUUCAUUCCUUAAGCAACAUCAAAGAAUUCAUUGUGGAGAAAAUCCCUACAAGUAUGAAAAAUGUAAUGCACACCUUCAGGAAUAUCAAACAAUUCACACUGGAGAGAAACCAUAUAAGUGUGAAGAAUGUCACAAAGCCUUUCGUUAUCACUCAGCUCUUAGGAUACACAAGACAGUUCAUAGUGGAGAGAAACCCUACAAGUGUGAAGAAUGUGGCAAAUGUUUUUCCUCAUCUUCAUGCCUUAGACGACAUCAAACAAUUCACUCUGAAGACAAUCCCUACAAGUGUGAAGUGUGUGGCAGACGUUUUUGCUCAUCUUCAUCCCUUAGAAGACAUCAAACAUUCCAUUCUGAAGACAAUCCCUAUAAGUGUGUAGAAUGUGGCAAAAGGUUUUCCUGUUCUGCAAGCCUUCAGGAACAUCAAACAGUUCACACUGGAGAGAAACCACACAAGUGUGAAGAAUGUCACAAAGCCUUUCGUUAUCACUCAGCUCUUAGGAGACACAAGAGAGUUCACACUAGAGAGAAAUCCUACCAGUGUGCAGAGUGUGGCAAAUGUUUUUCUUCAUCUUUAUGUCUUGGACGACAUCAAGCAAUUCACACUGAGGACAAUCCCUACAAAUGUGCAGAGUGUGGCAAAGCCUUUGUUAAUCUUUAUAGCCUUACUCGACACAUGAUAGUUCAUACUGGAGAGAAAUCCUACAAAUGGCUUAAAAAGUUUCCUUGUUCAGACCUUAAGACACAUCAAGUGACUUAUUCUGAAAAAACAAAAGAAGCACACACUAGACUUCCGGUUAGGUGCCUGCACAGAAUUCUGGGAUGUGUAGUUCAUGCGAUUGUGACAUCACAAGGAGCCGUCCAGGAAAUUCCAAUUGAGCUUUCGUUUUUGUACAGGUGCGUCUUCCUCAAACUUGGGCGAGAGUCCUGCCCUGUCCUACAAUCCUGUUGCGUCUCUGACAUGGAGGAAAUGCUGUCCUUCUGGGAUGUGGCUAUUGAUUUCUCUCCAGAGGAGUGGGAAUGCCUGGAACCUUCUCAGUGGAAUUUGUACAGGGAUGUGAUGUUGGAGAAUUACAGCCACCUUGAUUUCCUGGGACUUGCUGUCUCUAAGCCAUUCCUGGUGACAUUUCUGGAGCAAAGACAAGGGCCUUCAGGUGUGAAGAGACAAGCAACAGCCCUCGAGCAUUCAGGGACAACACCCAAUGAAUGUAAUGAUUACAGCAAGGUCUUUGAUGAUAAUUCAUUCCUUAUUCAACACCAGAGAAUUCACACAAGGGAGAAACCCUUCAAAUGUGAAGAAUGUGGUAAGGCCUUUAGUUCUCGCUCAACACUUUCUGUACAUCAGAGACUUCAUACUGGAGAAAAACCCUACAAGUGUGAAGAUUGUUGUAAGACCUUUAAUACUCGCUGUAAACUUUCUAUACACCAGAGAAUUCAUACUGGAGAAAAACCUUACAAGUGUGAAGAAUGUCAUAAGGCCUUUAGUACUCGUUCAACACUUUCUGUACACCAGAAAAAUCAUACUGGAGAAAAACCCUAUAAGUGUGAAGAAUGUGGCAAAUCAUUUUACUAUCCAUCAAUGCUGAAGCAACAUCAAAGAAUUCAUUCUGCAGAAAAACCCUAUAAGUGUGAAGAAUGUGGCAAAGCUUUUUAUGAUCCUUCAUUCCUGAAGAAACAUCAAAGAGUUCAUUGUGGAGAGAAACCCUACAAGUGUGAAGAAUGUGGGAAAUGUUUUUCCUAUUCUUCAGACCUUAAAAUACAUCAAAGAAUUCACUCUGAAGACAACCCCUACAAGUGUGGUGAAUGUGGCAGAGCCUUUUCUAAGCUUUCUACCCUUGCUAAGCACAAGUUUGUUCAUUCUAGAGAGAAAUCGUACAAGUGCGAAGAGUGUGGGAAUGCCUUUGCUUCUAAAUUUUCCAUGGUUCAGCACAAGUUAUGUCAUAUUGGAGAGAAAUCCUACCAAUGUGAAGGAUGUGGCCAAAUGUUUUACUCUACUUCUGACCUAAAGAAACAUAGAAGACUUCACUGUCAAGAGAAACUGUACAAGUGUGAAGUCUGUGGAAAAGCCUUUUCUAGCAAUUCUUCCCUGACUCAGCACAAAAUAGUCCAUACCGGAGAGAAACGACACAAGUGUGAAAAGUGUGGCAAAAAGUUUGCCUAUCCUUCAAAACUGAAGAGGCAUGAGAGAAUUCAUAGUGGAGAGAAACCCUACAUAUGUGUAGUGUGCGGCAAGAUCUUUUGUACUCAUGCAGAACUUUCUGUACACAAGCGAUCUCACACUGUAGAGAAACCACACAAAUGUGAAGAGUGUGGGAAAACCUUUUGUAUGCUCUCAUCCCUUCCUCUGCACAAAUUGCGCCAUACAGGCGAGAAAUCUUACAAGUGUGAAGAAUGUGAAAAAAUGUUUUACUCUACUUUAGACCUUAAAAAACACCUAAUAAUUCAUACUGGAGAAAAACCAUACAAGUGUGAAGAAUGUCACAAAGCCUUUCGUAAUCAAUCAGCCCUUAAUAGACACAAGGCGGUUCAUCAGGAAAGAAACUCUACAAGUGUGACGAAUGUGACAAAGUCUUUACCUAUUCUUCAGACCUUAAAAGACAUCAAAAUAUUCACUCUGAAAACAACCCACACAAGUGUGGGGAAUGUGGCAAAGCCUUUGUUAAUCUUUAUAGCCUUACUCGACACAAGACAGUUCAUACUGGAGAGAAAUCCUACAAAUGUAAAAAGUUUACAUAUCUUUAGCACUUAAAAGACAUCAAAUAAUUCAUUCUGAAUACAAAUUCUGUGAGUGUGUGGAGUAUGGCAAAAUCUUUGGUAAUCAUCAGAACUUGUCCAACCCAAAUGAAUUCAUAGUGGAGAAUAUUAUUACCUUAAUUAUUUUAGAAUCUCAACAGGAACAUCUGACUUCCACCAGCACAAACGCUAAGAAUGUCACCAAAGAACAGUAGAGACUUCUCUUUGUUGUAACCUCCCUACCAGUUUCUUCAAGCAGUGUGUUUGAAACUUGCCUUGACUUAUGACUUUUUCUUCUAUAACUAUAAUUGUUCCAUAAAACUUACCAUGUCAAAACUUU